This is a messenger RNA of Puccinia triticina, 3909 nucleotides long. RefSeq lists its product as uncharacterized. Gene Ontology annotation, biological process: phospholipid translocation. Gene Ontology annotation, molecular function: ATP hydrolysis activity; magnesium ion binding; ATPase-coupled intramembrane lipid carrier activity. Lineage: Eukaryota; Fungi; Basidiomycota; Pucciniomycetes; Pucciniales; Pucciniaceae. Gene Ontology annotation, cellular component: plasma membrane. The coding region runs from base 1 to 3909 and encodes 1302 amino acids. The transcript is spliced from 13 exons. The record is from RefSeq and is a predicted model, not a curated record.
AUGGCCCAACACCCCCGCUCGACCUUCCGGCCACCAAACCCCAAGCCCACCCCCAGGCACAUCGCCGUCAACCUCGAGCCCACCGAGCACUGCGAACACCCCAACAACCAAAUACAAACCGCAAAGUAUUCCCUCCUCACCUUCAUCCCCCGCAAUCUGGCCGAGCAGUUCCGCCGGAUCGCCAACGCCUUCUUCCUGCUCAUCGUUAUCCUCCAGUUCCUGCCCCAGUUCACCCAGCUCAACCCCAUCCUCGGCGCACUCCCCCUCCUCCUCGUCCUCGCCAGCACCGCAGCCAAGGAUGCCUACGAGGACAUCCGCAGACACGCUGCCGACCACAAGACCAACCACCAGCUCGCAGACAGACUCAUCCACCCCAACCCCAACAUCACCAAGCCUGUCCACACCCCCAAUCCCAAAAACGCCCCUGACCUGCGCGUCGGCGACUUCAUCCGGCUCAAGAACGACGAGCCCGUGCCCGCGGAUGCCAUCAUCUGCGCCACCUCCGACCCAGAGGAGAACGUGUGCUUCGUCGAGACCAAGAACCUCGACGGGGAGACCAACCUCAAGGCGCGCCACGCACUCCCCGCACUCAGCCAUCUGCGCUCGGCGGAGGCGUGUGCGGACCCAGCAACAAACAGAUUCGUAGUCGAGAACGAAGCCCCAGACCCGGACUUGUUCACCUACGCUGCCGCACUCGUCUUCCCCCAUCCUGCCCAGCCACAAUGGGUCAUCGCUCUCAUCGUCCUCACCGGCCCGGACACCAAGGUGAUGCUCAACUCCAAGAGCACUCCCUCGAAGCGCUCAAAGGUCGAGCGCCAGAUGAAUCCGAUGGUCUUUAUCAAUCUCGCAAUCCUGGCAUUCAUGUGCAUCUUCAACGGAAUAGGAACCCGGAUCGCCGAGAGCUAUUUCUACGAGCGGGACUCCUAUUGGACCGUCGGCUCGGACCUCCCCGACGACAACCCGCGGAUCAACGGGCUGGUCGGCUUUGCCAAUGCACUCGUCACCUACCAGAACAUCGUCCCCAUCUCCCUCUACAUCUCCAUCGAGUUCGUCCGCACCCUCCAGGCCUACUUCAUCUGGGCCGACGACGAGCUCCAACUCGAUGGCCGCCGAACGCUGGGAUCGCCAGCCCGUGGCGCGGAAGACGAAGGAACGGAAAAAUGGGAAGAGAUGCACGAGUCGGAUUCACCGCCCAAGGGGGCCGCCUCUUCUGGAACACAGCUCGAACCCCCCUUCACAGAUACCAGGCUCUUGGAAGACCUGCUCAAGGGGGAAUCUGAACUGCUUCAAAAAUUCUGGACCUGUCUGGGCUUGUGUCACACCGUUCUGGCCCAUGAAGACGACAACGGCUCUGUGCAAUACAAGGCCCAGUCGCCAGACGAGGCAGCCCUAGUCCAAGCCGCAGCUGACGUCGGCUAUGUGUUCAGAGGCCGAGAUAAGAAUGUGGUGAAGCUCCAGUUGCCAGCUGGCCUAGGGGGAGCAAAGGCUGGUGAUGAGCCGGUGGAAUCCGCCGAUAUCCCUCCCUCCCAGGAUCCCUGCACUGCCUGUACUGGAAUCGCUGACGAGUACGAGCUGUUGGAAGUCAACGAGUUUACUAGCUUGCGAAAAAGGAUGAGCGUGGUGGUCCAAAAGCUGAAAGACCAGCGGCCGAUCCCGGACGAGCUCUACCUCUUCGUCAAGGGGGCGGAUAACGUGAUCUUUGAGAGGCUGGCCCCCGGCCAGGAAGCUCUCCGGGCCCAGAUCGACGGCCAACUAGAGACCUUUGCCGCCGAAGGUCUCCGCACCCUCACCCUGGCCUAUCGCAAGCUCGACCGGGCCCAGCUCGAGGCCUGGUCGUUGAAAUAUGCACAUGCGCUCAGCCAGCUGGGCGACGCCCGGGAACGCCUGAUCGAGGCCGUUCAGGACGAACUCGAGAAUGGGCUCAUCCUCCUCGGCGCAACCGCAAUCGAAGACAAGCUUCAGGACGGCGUCCCGGAAGCCAUCUCCGACCUGAAACGCGCGGGCAUCAAGGUCUGGGUAGCCACGGGCGAUAAAUUAGAAACAGCUGUUGCCAUCGCCAAGUCUUGUCAGCUGAUCGGAAGCGACAUGAAUUUGAUCGUUGUCAGAGGGAACGCAUACGGUCAAAAAGCCUCAGCCUACCAGCAGAUUCGCAAGGCGUUGAUCGACUUCUUCGAUGGGCAGGAGCUCGUCGAUGAUCUCAAGCAUCUUCCGCCGGAUUACGAGCGACGGCCCUCGCUGCACUCGGCACAUCGGAGACCAUCGAUGGCCGAGUCGAUGGCUGAUGACCUCGCCUCGCUGGUCGGCCAAGAUAACGGGAAACGGGCGGGGGGGUACGGCCUGGUGAUCGAUGGCCCGUCGCUGAACCAUGCCCUCGAGGAGAAGUUCACCAGAGAGGCCCUCCUCGAGCUGUCGACGAGAUGCGAGGCCGUGAUCUGCUGCAGGGCCUCGCCGAAACAGAAGUCGGAGAUCGUCAAACUGGUCAAGGACGGCGUCCAGGCGCUCACCCUGGCGAUCGGCGACGGGGCCAACGACGUCUCGAUGAUCCAGACCGCCCACAUCGGCGUCGGCGUCCUGGGCGAGGAAGGCAUGCAGGCCGUCAACGCCUCCGACUACUCGAUCGGCCAGUUCAAAUUGAUCGCCAAGCUGCUCUUCGUCCAUGGCCAUUGGUCCUACCAUCGGAACGCCAAGAUGAUCUGCCACUUCUUCUACCAGCAGAUCAUCGGCAUCGUCCCGCUCUUUCUGUUCCAGUUCUCGUGCGCUUACUCGACUACCACUCUAUUCGAAUAUACCUAUGUACUGCUUUAUAACGUUGCUUGGACCUUGCUGCCGGCUAUAGGAAUGGGCAUCUUCGACCAGGAUAUAAGUGAGAAGGUUUUGAAGCAGGUGCCCGAGUUAUAUUCUGUAGGAAGAGAAGGCAAACUAUUUGGAGUCAGGAAGUUUAUAAUUUACAUGAUCGAAGGCACUUAUCAAGGCGCAAUAAUUUAUGCGAUCCUAGCUUUUACUUAUAGUUCUAAUUCAGUCAGGCGCGAUGGAUGGGAUCCCUCGAUGGACGAGUUUUCUAGUGUGGUCAUAGUUUCAACCAUUUUGGCAUGUAACCUGUUCAUUGCGCUGGGCCAACUCAACUGGAACUGGUGGGCAUUCGGCUGUGUUUCUUUCGGCCCGGUGACUAUCGUUCUGUAUACUGCCGUCUAUUCAGCCGUCAAACCUGAUGAGAAAUUGAGACGAUUCAAUUCGAGUGUCAUGAGCCUAGCUAGUCCUAUAGAGGCAAGAGAAACUCCUACCUGGAGUCAUCCGUUCGCGCGAAAUAAUUAUGAAAUAGGUGAUCUCAACCGAGUUGCUCCUAAAGCAGCUGGCCAGGAGACAUGUGCCGGUCCAGCGGGGACCAAAUUCAACCAAAAGCGGCAUUCAAGCAGCGAAGUCUCCAACCAAGCCAAUCGCACGCUGGUGGUUCACCAGUCAAAUCAACUCGCUCAUCGCCAUAUGUUUCCGGACAACUACAGAAUCCAGACGGCAGAUCUGACGGAAACUCUUUCGCCAUUGAAUCUCAGUCGCCGCAGGAGUCUUUUCGACCUGCCCACCUCAGCAAUCUCACCCCAAACCUAUGUUAACAGUCACAUCCCAGGGGCACCCAUUAGGGAGACCUCAAGAGACGAGGCAGAUGGCCAGAGCUCAGUGCACGGCCCCUUAGCGCCGGACCAUAGUCAAGAGCUUCAGGAGGCGCGCAAAAGUCAGGAACUUGGGGUGAUUCGGGAGGAGCUCAACCGGCCCGAAAUCCCGCGCAAUACCAUCAGGAGGAAACCGGUGCCCUCGUAUGGCCCACAAGCAGCUGAGGUGGAUGCUGAGGGGGGCAGAGAAUCUCUCAUACCAAGAGAAGGAAAUGGACACCACGGAGAUGGACAAGAACACUAA